Magallana angulata is the source of this 1028-nucleotide messenger RNA. RefSeq lists its product as uncharacterized. Bases 1 to 360 code for a protein of 119 amino acids. NCBI's taxonomy places the organism in Eukaryota, Metazoa, Mollusca, Bivalvia, Ostreida, Ostreidae. The transcript has 2 exons. The record is from RefSeq and is a predicted model, not a curated record.
AUGAACCGAAAGCAAAUGUUGAAACGAAAAAAGUCAGUGGAGAAUCUAGACUGUGUAAAGGUGGAUUUCUCCAAACAGAACUUUGAACAGCAGACAUUCUCAGACACCAUCAGCUCACUGACCGAGGAGUUCCUCUAUGACGUCAGCACCAUCAAACCGGAAGUGAUUCUGGCGGACCACAUACAGGAGAGCCAGUACCUGAUGCAUACACGGGGAGCGUUGCGCUCUCUUGGAUAUACUGGACAUUUCAGCAGUCUGCAGGACGGGCGGGGGUUGGGGGUGUUUGUGAGAAAAGACAUCGCAGAUAAUUUACCGAUUGCCCCUGGGACAGUUUAUCAGUCCUAUCUAGCUACAUCCUAAAUAUUAUUUUCACAGCAAUCUAUUUACGGAUUUAUAAUCUGUGUUGACCAGUGUCACCCCGGUUUCCGCGUGGACAUGUUGAACUAUUCUCUCAUUAGGAGAAUGUGUCACGUGAUUAUUCUCGGGAGGUUUGGUUGGAGGGAGUGUUCGAUUCAUUACAUCAUUAGUUACCUUGAAGUAACCUGUUGCUGAAGUGAAGUGCAUUGAUAGUUGUGAAUGAACCUGUGUUUAUAAGAUACUGUGGGAUUGGACUUAUGUCAUGACUUCGGUUAAUACCGCAGAUUCUUAAUAAGACACGAGUAUUUAAUUUCUGUGUUAAGUCGCGAAACGCAAUCCUCGCGACUUUUUAAAAUGUCUGGAAUCUUAUUUUUUUUUUUUUUUUAGAAUUUUGAAUUUUAGGAAAUUAUAACAGUAAAAUGGUGCUUGCAACUUUAUAACCUCGAUACUUGAUACAAAAUAGUGGAAUCGCGAAAUUAAGUAAUCCGUUAUAUAUGGAAUUUGCAGCAUUAGGCGCUUCCUUGUAUCAACGACAGGGGUACAGCUAACACAUUUCUAUUACACUUCGUUUGUGGUUUCUAAUAUUUGUACAUUGAAGGGUGAUUUGAUUUCAAUGAAGCAGACACAUCUUAAAAGGAUGUUAUUGUUGUAUUCCAUGGCCACAUUUCUUU